Molecule: messenger RNA, 1524 nt
Organism: Oikopleura dioica
Lineage: Eukaryota; Metazoa; Chordata; Appendicularia; Copelata; Oikopleuridae
Source: the annotation of a GenBank genome assembly
AUGUUUCGGCAAAGUUUUUCGACAAACGAUGAUGGGACGCGAGUUUAUGUCAUAGAAUCGAGCCAUCCGUACUCAAACGAUGAGCAUUGUGUGCAGGUUGUUGGAGACGAAAAUUGCUCAAAGAUAAAGUUUCAAAUCACGGAAUUUGCCAUCGAAGAUGAGGAUCCAGGAGAUGACUACAGACAUGGGGAUGGGAUCUCGCACUGUGAGUUUGAUGCAUUUCAGAUUUCUUGGAAGGAUAAUGGAUUCUACAAUACGACCGGACGACUUUGCGAGAAAAUAACGGAACUAGACAAUCCUCCUCCAAGGCAAGGACGAGUAUCUGAUUACGAAGGAAAUGACCCAGACGAGUUAGGCUUCUAUAGGCGAUGGAAUACUAUUCAUGGAAAUUGGUUCGCCAUCUACUUUUCGACAGAUGCUGCAACAGUUCUUCAUGGCUUCAAAGUUGAAUGGAUGUGCGCGAUGAAAGUUGAGGAAGAUGCCUUACCUGAAGAUGCUGUCGAUGAAUCAGUGAGGUCAGAAGAAGAGUUAGGGAUGUACGAAUGCGACAAAGAAGGAUACGAAGUCCUGGACACUGAGAAUCAUCAUAUGGGAGAGCUAAACGGAACACCGGUCUACAAUGGUUUAUAUAAUUUCGACAGUCCCGGAUUAUAUUUUAUGACGAAAGAGUCCGGUCGCUGGACUUAUAGAAUGGAGCUUCUUUACGAUUCAGAAGAACUAGCGUGGGUGAUCCGAGGUGCUCGAGCUGUACCGAGAUUCGGUGGUUUCGAUUAUCCACCAGAAGAAUGGCGAACACGCUUUGUCCUCGAGUCCGACCAAGCAUGUCCUUCAAAUGGCAAUUGGUUUUUCGUGGAUAAUUUCAGAUAUCGACACGAUGCUACUCUGCGUGUCAUUCCUCAACAAAAAAUUAGCGAGUUCGAAAGGUCAAAUCUUCCGGACAUGGAUUCCCAGAAUACAACUGCAGUCAAUGACGUUGAAACAACUGCGUUACCGUUGUUCGACUACACAAUUCAGACAAAUGAAGAUAACUCUACCACAGGAAUCGAAGACCGGAGGCUUACAACGGGUUCUGUAGCUUCAUUAGAAGUUACAACGAAAGCAGAUUUGGAAGAAGUUGGCACACCAAAUUCAAGAGCAAAUUCAACAACAGCAAAAUCAUUAACGACAACAACAGCAGCACCCACUGCUGAGCCAAAGUCAGCUACAACAACGCAGAUGACAACGCACACAACUACAACUACAACAACAACGACGACGACACCAACGAGAACGACAACAACAACAACGACCACAACGAGAAGACGACGCACAACUCCUCGACAAGCGACAAGAAGACACCUGAGAACACGGACAACAACAAUUCCGAGAACAACUACUAAGCGAUCUGUAACAACAUCAUUAGAUAAUAUUUCAGCGACUGAAGAAAUUGGGAGCAACGGAGUCAGCAUUUGGAUAGUUUUAGGCAUCAUUCUCGCCUGUUGCAUUGUUGUCAUCCUUGUUUUCGACAUCUGCAAGAAGUGUUAA